Monodelphis domestica (gray short-tailed opossum) is the source of this 1295-nucleotide messenger RNA. Lineage: Eukaryota; Metazoa; Chordata; Mammalia; Didelphimorphia; Didelphidae. The record is from RefSeq and is a predicted model, not a curated record.
UGAUGUGGCAGGGCACAUGCAGGGCGGCAGAAGUCUGCAGAUAUUGGAGAAGAUGGUGGUCUCCACAGACAAACUAUGAAAACAGAAUAUACAGUCUGGAAGUAGAGUGUGGACCUAAAUACCCAGAAGCACCUCCAACAGUUAGAUUUGUAACAAAAAUUAAUAUGAAUUGGAUAAAUAAUUUCAGUGGAAUGGUGGGCGCAUGGAGCAAAGCAGUGUUAGCAAAAUGGCAAAAUUCUUCUAGCAUUAAAGUUGUACUUCAAGAGCUAAGGUGUCUAAUGAUGUCCAAAGAAAACAUGAAGCUUCCACAACCUCCAGAAGGACAAACAUACAGCAAUUAAUUUUAACAAGUCUCAAACUUAUCUAAACCACCAACCUUCUACUCAAGUUAAUGUCUUGAUUAAAUCUCACAAUGCAGAACCCACACAUUAAAAGAAUUCCAGCUGGUAUACAUGACCUGAACAUUUGUAAGACUAUAUUUAAUAUAUGUACACCCAUUAUGUUUCCAAGCACAGUGGGAAGAAAAAUGCAGCACAGUUUUUUUUCCCCUCUUAAAACUUCCUUUUUUAAACCCUUACUUUCCAUCUUGGAUUGGCUCCAAGGCAGAAGAGUGGUAAGGGCUAGGCAAUGGGGGUCAAGUGACUUGCCUAGGGUCACACAGCUGGGAAGUGUCUGAGGGCAGAUUUGAACCUAGGACCUCCCAUCUCUAGGCCUGACUCUCAAUCCACUGAGCCACCCAGAUGCCCCAGUUUUUUUUCCCCCUCUUAUCAAGGCACUAUCUUUUAAGCAUAAACCGGGAGUACUCCAAAAGGAAUUCAGGUUUUACAAGAUGAAAGCAUGGCAAGAAGUAUCAGAUUGCUAUGGAGUUAUGUUUGCUUCAGAAAUCUAAUUUCUCAAGAAGGAAAAUUAUAAGUGGCAUGCUUGGUCCAUCUUGCUUAGUGAAAGAGCUGCAAUGUAAAUUGUGUAAAGUAACACGUACAAUAAAUACUGUUGCCAAUUUUGCUUAAUUUCUGAAGAGGUGUGGCUACUAGUAGUAACAAAAAGAAUGUUCAGGAUUGUUUUGAUACCUGUAUUUAUAAAAGGGGGGAGGGAGGAAGGGAGGGAGAUGGAUUUCUGUUUUAAAGCAGCUCCUGUGUGUUACAUGUAACAGACAUGGUGAAUAUUUGUUUAUCAUCUUUGUUCUGAUAAACCAUGAAUUUAAGUUAAAGUGAAAAAAAAACAAAGGAAAUAGGUGUAUGGAUAUGUGAUUCUGAGAUUAAAGUUAGUCUUAAAAUGUAAAUAAAAUGUGGAAAGUA